Messenger RNA from Marmota monax (woodchuck), 2698 nucleotides. RefSeq names its product semaphorin 7A (John Milton Hagen blood group) (gene Sema7a). Gene Ontology annotation, biological process: positive regulation of cell migration; negative regulation of axon extension involved in axon guidance; negative chemotaxis. NCBI's taxonomy places the organism in Eukaryota, Metazoa, Chordata, Mammalia, Rodentia, Sciuridae. Gene Ontology annotation, molecular function: semaphorin receptor binding; chemorepellent activity; integrin binding. The transcript is spliced from 14 exons. Gene Ontology annotation, cellular component: external side of plasma membrane. The coding region runs from base 27 to 2021 and encodes 664 amino acids. The record is from RefSeq and is a predicted model, not a curated record.
UGCCGCUGUCGCUCCGGGGCUGCGGGAUGACGCCUCCUCCUCCCGGACGUGCCGCCCCCAGCGCACCGCGCACCCGCGUCCUCAGCCCGCCGGCUCGGUCCGGGCUCCUGCUGCGGCUGCUGCUGCCGCUCUGGGCGGCCGCCGCCUCCGCCCAAGGCCACCCGAGGAGCGGACCCCGCAUCUCCGCCGUCUGGAAAGGCCGUGCAGGGCAGGACCGAGUGGAGUUUGGCCAGACUGAGCCCCACACCGUGCUUUUUCAUGAGCCAGGCAGCUCCUCCGUGUGGGUCGGUGGUCGAGGCAAGGUCUACCUCUUUGACUUCCCCGAGGGCAAGAACGCCUCUGUACAAAUGGUGAACAUCGGCUCCACAAAAGGCUCCUGCCUGGACAGGCAGGACUGUGACAACUAUAUCACGCUCCUGGAGAGGCGGAGUGAAGGGUUGCUGGUCUGCGGCACCAAUGCCCGCCGCCCCAGCUGCUGGAACCUGGUGAAUGGCACUGUGGUGCCACUUGGUGAGAUGAGAGGCUAUGCCCCCUUCAGCCCGGAUGAGAACUCCCUUGUACUGUUUGAAGGGGACGAGGUGUACUCCACAAUUCGGAAGCAGGAAUACAACGGGAAGAUCCCUCGCUUUCGUCGCAUCCGGGGCGAGAGUGAACUAUAUACCAGUGAUACCGUCAUGCAAAACCCGCAAUUCAUCAAGGCUACCAUCGUGCACCAAGACCAAGCCUACGAUGACAAGAUCUACUACUUCUUCCGGGAAGACAAUCCUGACAAGAAUCCCGAGGCACCUCUUAACGUAUCCCGUGUAGCCCAGCUGUGCAGGGGAGACCAAGGUGGUGAAAGUUCACUGUCAGUCUCCAAGUGGAAUACCUUCCUGAAAGCCAUGCUUGUGUGCAGCGAUGCUGCCACCAACAAGAACUUUAACCGAUUGCAAGAUGUCUUCCUUCUCCCUGACCCCAGUGGCCAGUGGAGGGACACCAGAGUCUAUGGAGUUUUCUCCAAUCCCUGGAACUACUCUGCUGUUUGUGUGUAUUCCCUCGGUGACAUUGACAAGGUCUUCCGCACUUCCUCACUUAAGGGCUACCACAUGGGCCUUCCCAACCCUCGGCCUGGCAAGUGCCUCCCAGACCAGCAGCCGAUACCCACAGAGACCUUCCAGGUGGCUGACAGUCACCCUGAAGUGGCGCAGAGGGUGGAGCCCAUGGGGCCACUGAAGACACCACUAUUCCACUCUAAGUACCACUACCAGAAAGUGGCUGUCCACCGCAUGCAAGCCAGCCAUGGGGAGACCUUCCAUGUGCUUUACUUAACCACAGACAGGGGCACCAUCCACAAGGUGGUGGAGUCAGGGGAGCGGGAGCACAACCUCGUCUUCAACAUCAUGGAGAUCCAGCCCUUCCGCCGUGCGGCUGCUAUCCAGGCCAUGUCUCUGGAUGCUGACCGGCGGAAGCUAUAUGUGAGUUCCCAGUGGGAGGUGAGCCAAGUGCCCCUGGACCUGUGUGAGGUCUACGGUGGGGGCUGCCAUGGAUGCCUCAUGUCCCGAGACCCCUACUGCGGCUGGGACCAGGAUCACUGCGUGUCCAUCUACAGCUCCCAACGGUCAGUGCUGCAAUCCAUGAAUCCAAUGGAGCCACACAAAGAGUGUCCCAACCCAAAACCAGAUGAGGCCCCGCUGCAGAAGGUUUCUCUGGCCCGGAACUCUCGCUACUACCUGAGCUGCCCCAUGGAGUCCCGCCAUGCCACCUACUCAUGGCGCCAUGAGGAGAACGUGGAACAGAGCUGUGAGCCUGGCCACCAGAGUCCCAACUGCAUCUUGUUCAUUGAGAACCUCACGGCCCGCCAGUAUGGCCAUUACCGCUGCGAGGCCCAGGAGGGCUCCUACCUCCGUGAGGCUCAGCACUGGGAGCUGCUGCCUGAGGACCGUGCCCUGGCCGAGCAACUGAUGGGCCGUGCCCGUGCCCUGGCCGCCUCCAUUUGGCUGGGGAUCCUGCCCACGCUUGUUCUUAGCCUCCUGGUUCACUAGUACCUCCAGGGGCUAGAAAUGUCCCAGGCUUCUGCAGCCCAGGGACACUGGAAAGGUCUCGCAUUCAGAGCCGGCUGGCCCGGAAGCUCCUUGCCUGCUGUUUCUUCCAGGGGGACUGAAUAACCCAAUAGGGGACCAAAGGCCUGGAGAUGUCCAGCCGCAGGCGGCUGCUGGGCCCCAAGUGGGAUGGGGGUGGAGGGGGGCCAGAGAAUGAAGGCACUAACUGUGAAGUGGGGUGGCAGUGACCCAAGACUUUAUCUUCUGGAGAAUAUUUUUCAAAAACUCCUCACACUUGACUAAAUGCAGCGAUGCUCCUGGCUUGAGAGCCUUUGGGCCGGCAUGUGGGUUUGGGAAAGGACCUGGAUCCCCACCUCUGGACCUUGGGGCUGAGGCCUGAGUCCUUCUGGACUCUGUACCCAAUUGCAGUCUUCCUUACCUCCUUCCUCCAUGUCUGGAUGGCUAGUGUCCCUACAUACCCAGGGCUGCCCUGCCAGGCCCCGCCCUCUGCAGCUCCGUCACAGUCUGGGUCCCACUGAACAGUCGCCUUGCAUGUUUAUUGAAGGAUGUUUGCUUUCCGGACGGAAGGACGGAAAAAGCUCUAUUUUUAUGUUAGGCUUAUUUCAUGUAUAGCUACUUCUGACUGCAUCUGUAUGAAAAUACCAAAACUACAUGCUGGG